AUGGCAGUCUCCCUUGCUGCAUUGGCUAAUGGUACAGAUCCGGCUACAGAAGGGAUGAUGAAUGUGAUGUAUGAUCAAGACUUCCAAGAGUUUGUAUAUGGUAGUAAUACGUCCGCUGCUGUACCUCCAGCAUUACAGCUGCCUGGUACAAGGACCAGUCUCACCCUAGAUCAGCUAAACACACCCACGCAGCUUCCAGCUAGCAACCAAGAGUAUCUACUUCCUGAACUACUGGUGGACAAUGCUCUCCAUGUAAUGGACGUCAGUGAUAAUGCUGAAGAUUCAAAUCCUUUUCCUUCACAUCUUAAUAUGCAAUUCGGUUGUGUGGAAAAACGGGUGGAGAGCAGCAGUGAUUCAGCUGUACCUUCUUUGGGUCCAGACCGCAUUCAUUCGUUAUCCAAAGCUGAAUGGGUUGAUACUUGUUCAGAAACUUCGUCACAUCAAGGCGACUAUGAGAAUUCGGUCUAUUCAGUAGAACAAAAUAUCCAUUCAUGCCACAUGGUGUCAGAAGUUGAAAGAAGUCAUGUUACUCCACAAUACAUGGGAAACCAGCAUCCUUUGCUCGCAGAAAAGAAAUCCAGACUUUUCGGUAGAAGGCCAUUGAAUUAUCAAUGUGUGACAAGUCAAGAGGGUUUUGUCGAGGCUGAACAACUGACUCAACCAGUACUUGAUCCGCAUUAUUUUAAUAUACAAGACCAAGGGGACAACUAUUUAUCGAAUACGUUUGUUCACCAAAAUUUGGAGAGUUCCCCAACAUUGGGCAAUGAAAACUAUUGUGGAGGCGUUUUGGCCAGUGGAUCCAGCGCUCUUUAUAUUGACUCAUUUCUUCAGGACAAUUACUUCCCUCUCUCGAUAGAUGGCGCUCACUCUUUCCAGAAAAACAGUACUCGUAAGAGCAACGAACUGAGCAAAACAGAAUCCGAUAACAGGGAUGAUAAACUAGCCAAAGCACUAAACCUCCCCCUAUCCAACGAAGACAUAAUCGUCUUACCAAUAGAUGAGUUCAAUGAAAAACUUUCCAAGUACGAGCUAACUGAAUCUCAGUUGUCUUUGAUACGAGACAUAAGAAGACGAGGAAAGAACAAAGUGGCAGCACAGAAUUGCCGGAAGCGAAAACUUGAUCAGAUUGUAGGACUUACCAAGGAACUUGAAAUGCUACAAUCUGAUAAAAAAAUUUUGUAUUCCGAACAAGAGCGGUUGUUAACUUACCGGAAUCAUUUACAAGAGAAAUAUAAACAACUAUACCAAGUUGUGCUUCAGAACACACAACGCCAUCUUGCAGCCAGUUUAUAUACACCAGACCAUUCUCAAGUGGUAAUUGAUUCUGGAGUAAAAUCAGGAGUAGACGUUCAAAGACUGAUGGGUAAAAUGCCAGCAGAUUAG
Limulus polyphemus (Atlantic horseshoe crab) is the source of this 1383-nucleotide messenger RNA. Its product is annotated as segmentation protein cap'n'collar-like. Gene Ontology annotation, molecular function: RNA polymerase II cis-regulatory region sequence-specific DNA binding; DNA-binding transcription factor activity, RNA polymerase II-specific. Bases 1 to 1383 code for a protein of 460 amino acids. Gene Ontology annotation, biological process: regulation of transcription by RNA polymerase II. NCBI's taxonomy places the organism in Eukaryota, Metazoa, Arthropoda, Merostomata, Xiphosura, Limulidae. Gene Ontology annotation, cellular component: nucleus. The transcript has 5 exons. The record is from RefSeq and is a predicted model, not a curated record.